This is a messenger RNA of Hippocampus comes (tiger tail seahorse), 2495 nucleotides long. RefSeq names its product acyl-CoA dehydrogenase family, member 9 (gene acad9). The coding region runs from base 81 to 1967 and encodes 628 amino acids. The transcript is spliced from 18 exons. The record is from RefSeq and is a predicted model, not a curated record. Lineage: Eukaryota; Metazoa; Chordata; Actinopteri; Syngnathiformes; Syngnathidae. Gene Ontology annotation, molecular function: acyl-CoA dehydrogenase activity; flavin adenine dinucleotide binding.
GCCCAUAAUAUGUGUGAUCCUUUGACAUUGUGUUCAGUCAUCGCUCUUAGCAGUUUGCAGCGGGUUUAUACGCCCAGCCAAUGAUGAGUAUCAGUAGAAUACUUGUCCUCUCCAACUAUUUUCAGAUCCGAAAGCAGCUGCUGCGCUGUAUAAGGCCAAAAUAUGUUUGUUGUUUUCCACAGCAGAGAUCAAUUAAAACUUAUUCAAGAAAUCUCGCGUAUGUCAAAGACUUGUUCCUCGGUCAAGUUAACGAGGCUGAAGUAUUUCCCUUUCCAGAAAUUGGAAUAGAAGAAUUGGAGGAGAUCAACCAGCUUGUGGCUCCCGUGGAAAAAUUCUUCAAUGAGGAAGUUGACUCAACAAAGAUAGACCAAGAAGCCAGAAUCCCCACAGAAACGUUGAAUGGCUUGAAAGAGCUUGGACUGUUUGGAAUCCAGAUUCCUGAGCAAUAUGGAGGUCUUGGCUUAUCCAAUACCAUGUAUGCACGAUUAGCAGAAAUUAUCUCAUUGGAUGGCUCGAUUGCAGUGACACUCGCUGCACAUCAAGCAAUUGGACUGAAGGGUAUACUUAUUGCGGGGAAUGAAUCCCAGAAGAAGAAGUAUCUGCCUAAAUUAGCCUCAGGGGAACACAUUGCAGCUUUUUGUUUGACGGAGCCUGGAAGUGGAAGUGAUGCAGCCUCCAUUCAGAUGCGAGCAACAUUGUCAAAUGAUGGAAAACAAUACCUUCUCAGUGGAUCCAAGAUUUGGAUUUCAAACGGUGGAAUGGCUGACAUCAUGACUGUCUUUGCAAAGACCGAGGUAGUUUCAAAUGGCAUAAAGAAAGACAAGAUUUCUGCAUUUAUUGUUGAGAGAGCUUUUGGAGGCAUUGUUAGUGGAAAACCUGAGGACAAACUUGGCAUCAGGGGCUCGAACACUUGUGAAGUGUCAUUUGACAAUGUUCCUGUGCCACUGGAAAAUGUUCUUGGAGAAAUAGGGGACGGAUUCAAGAUCGCCAUGAAUAUACUCAACUCUGGAAGAUUCAGCAUGGGAAGUUCUUCAGCCGGAAUGAUCAAAAAAUUGAUUGAAUUGACCUCUGAAUAUGCUGCAACAAGGAAGCAGUUUAACAAACGCUUAAGUGAAUUUGGUAUGAUACAGGAGAAAUUUGCAGUCAUGGCCCUCAAUGCCUUUGUGAUGGAGAGCAUGGCAUACCUGACAUCAGGAAUGAUGGACAGACCCGGGCUACCAGAUUGUUCUUUAGAGGCUGCUGUGGUCAAGGUGUUCAGCUCAGAGGGAGGCUGGAUUUGUGUCAGCGAAGCUCUUCAGGUUCUUGGAGGUCUGGGUUAUACAAAGAACUACCCAUAUGAGCGUUACGUCAGAGACUGUCGUAUCCUUCCCAUCUUUGAGGGUACCAAUGAAAUUCUGAGAAUGUACAUCGCACUUACUGGAAUGCAGUAUGCUGGCAAAAUCCUCACAAGUAAAAUCAAAGAGAUGAAGAAAGGAAAUAUCGGUCUGGCUUUGGGAAUGAUUGGUAAAAAGUUGAGAAACUCACUUGGAAGUGUCCCAGACUCUGUCCUCUCGGGAAAGAAUGAAGUGGUUCAUCCAAGUUUAGCUGAAAGUGCACAGAAGUUUGAACAGAAUGUUCAUCUUUUUGGAUCAACUGUGGAGAGCCUGUUGUACAGAUAUGGAAAGACAAUUAUGGAUGAACAACUCAUUCUGAAGAAAGUAGCAGAUGUGCUUAUCAACCUGUAUGCCAUGACCGCUGUCCUGUCUAGAAGUAGUCGUUCCAUCAGACUCGGCCUUAGGAAUCAUGACCAUGAGGUGCUGCUCGCAAACACCUUCUGCAAUGACGCUUACUUCAAGAACAAUUAUUGGAUGACUCAGCUACAAAAAAACUCUCCUGAGAACAAUGAUGCCAGCAUUAAGAAGAUUGCCAAGGAUGUCUUGGAGAAUAGAGCAUACAUCUGCUCUCAUCCUCUUGAGAGCACCUAUUGAGCUCUCCCAUGUGACUCCAAUACCAUUUGAUGAUGUUUCAAUGAGUGCAAAAUUGGUCCAUCUUUUUACAGUGGAAAAAGAUAGACUGCCAUAAUUGUUUGUUUUAUUUUUCAAGGAACCAAUAUCACCUUUCAGAGCUUGUAAAUUUAAAGCUGCAUUGCUCAUUUUUAGUUCUGAAAAAAUAAAGAAAAGUUCACCCAAGCCACUACAAGAGGAGAUGACACUUGAGAGUUCAGUUCGAUUAAAUGGAUUCUGAUUUUGAAUUGACUCCACCCAACAAGAUGUUGAACUGAAUGUGAGGUAUUAUCAGUGAAUUCAAUGCAAUUCAGAAAAAAUCAUUCUCAUCACAUAGCUCCAAAACGACCUGUUCAAAAUGUUUGGUCAGCCAUUUUAAAGACUUAGAUAAAGAAAGGUAUUCUGGGAAAUGCAGUGCUCUUCUUCCAUCAUAUCAAACUUUUUUUUUUCAAUUUUAAUGAUCUGUUUUAUCUGAGUGGACUUUAAUGGUUAAUUAAAAAUACUACUACACUU